GAAUUUGUAUUUGUAUAUGCUCUUUGUUUAGAUUAAGACCACAAAAAAUAAACAUAGAACCUUAACUGAAUGUUCUUUCGGUUUCUUCUCUAAUUAUAUUAUUACUCAUUGAUAAUCUAGCUUCGAAAUUUGCUUCAACAAUGGAAUUUGAAGAUCAUGAGGAACAUGAGGAAGAGUUAUGUAUGGGUGCAGCGAGUUACGACUCGUUACCUAACUCGUCACGAGUUAAGAUGCCAGGUGGCACUGAAGCUAUUAUGGUUACUCAUCCACUCAGAAACAUCAUCAACAACAGCAACAACGGAAACAGUAACAGCAACAGCAACAACAACGGGAACAGUAACAACAAUAACAACAUCAGUAGCAUCAGUAACAGCAACAUCGGUGUCGGAAACGGAAAAGCGAGGUAUAGAGAGUGUUUAAAGAAUCAUGCUGUCGGAAUCGGAGGUCAUGCUUUAGACGGUUGCGGCGAGUUUAUGCCGGCGGGGAAUGAAGGAAGUUUGGAGUCACUAAAAUGCGCUGCGUGUAACUGCCACCGUAAUUUCCACCGCAAGGAGUCGGCUGACUUCACCGGAGUGGAUCCUUUUCUGUUGACGCACCACCACCACCAUGCGCCGCCUCAGCCGCAGUUCGCAGCUUAUUAUCGAACUCCGGCGGGGUACUUGCAUGUUUCGGGACAGCAGAGGCCGGGGACGCUUGCUCUACCGUCUACAUCCGGAGGCGGUGCAGGGACGCAGAGCACGAGGGAGGAUCAAGAUGAAGAUAUUUCGAAUCCGAGCGGAGGUUCGAGUAAGAAGCGGCACCGGACGAAGUUUACGGUGGAACAGAAGGAUAAGAUGUUGCAGUUGGCUGAGAAAUUGGGGUGGAGAAUUCAGAAACAUGAUGAAGGUUUGGUUCAAGAAUUCUGCAAUGAAAGUGGUGUGAAGCGUCAUGUUCUUAAGGUUUCAUCUUGAGGGAAAAUGUGGAAGUGGAAGUGGGAGUAGAAUGGAACAUUAUAAAUAAUUAUUUAAGGUACUUAAUUUGUGUUAAUGUUGGACUAGGAGGGUUAAGUUAAGGUAAGAAGAUUCUAGUAUUAGAAUUAAUUAGAGGUUAUAUUAUUAUUAUUAUUAUUGUUAUUGUUGUUGUUAAUGAUGAUGUGUAGAAUGUAGAUGUUAUCUAUGGUGAAUGAAUGAAUGCAUUUGGAUUUGGAAUGUGGAGUAAGAAUUUAGAAGGUUAAGGUAAUUAGAUAUUUGAUGAUGAUAAU
Molecule: messenger RNA, 1240 nt
Organism: Vicia villosa (hairy vetch)
Lineage: Eukaryota; Viridiplantae; Streptophyta; Magnoliopsida; Fabales; Fabaceae
Product: zinc-finger homeodomain protein 2-like
Exons: 2
Coding region: 141-950 (269 amino acids)
Biological process (GO): regulation of DNA-templated transcription; regulation of developmental process
Cellular component (GO): nucleus
Molecular function (GO): DNA-binding transcription factor activity; transcription cis-regulatory region binding
Source: RefSeq, a predicted model, not a curated record